Messenger RNA from Sardina pilchardus (European sardine), 1489 nucleotides. It is a transcript of the gene galr2b, whose product is annotated as galanin receptor 2b. Lineage: Eukaryota; Metazoa; Chordata; Actinopteri; Clupeiformes; Clupeidae. The record is from RefSeq and is a predicted model, not a curated record. The coding region runs from base 20 to 1174 and encodes 384 amino acids. The transcript has 2 exons. Gene Ontology annotation, biological process: G protein-coupled receptor signaling pathway. Gene Ontology annotation, molecular function: G protein-coupled receptor activity. Gene Ontology annotation, cellular component: plasma membrane.
CUAGCCUAGGUACAUCACAAUGGCUGAUCCCGAGGACUUUGGCAAGACGGCGGGCUACUGGAACUCGUCCGACAGCUACCAGCUCAACCCGGCGAGCGUGAUCGUGUCGGUGGUGUUCUCGCUCAUCUUCCUGCUGGGCAUCGUGGGCAACAGCCUGGUGCUGGCCGUGCUGCUGCGGAGCGGCCAGGUGGGCUACAACACCACCAACCUCUUCAUCCUCAACCUGAGCGUGGCCGACUUCUUCUUCAUCAUCUUCUGCGUGCCCUUCCAGGCCACCAUCUACUCGCUGGAGGGCUGGGUGUUCGGCUCCUUCAUGUGCAAGGUGGUGCACUUCAUCAUCAACCUCACCAUGUACGCCAGCAGCUUCACCCUGGCUGCCGUCUCUGUGGACAGGUACCUUGCCAUCCGUUACCCGCUGCGCUCUAGGGAACUGCGCACGCCAUGUAAUGCAGGCCUGGCCAUGGUGGUCAUCUGGGGACUGUCUCUGGUCUUCGCUGGCCCAUACCUGAGCUACUACGACCUGGUCAACUACGAGAACGGCAACAUGUGCAUUCCGGGCUGGGAGGAGUGCAAUCGGAAGGUGCUGGACACCUGCACCUUUGUGUUCGGCUUCGUGAUCCCUGUUCUCAUCGUCACCCUGUCGUACACCCGCACCAUCAAGUACCUGUGGACGGCCGUGGACCCGCUGGACGGCAUGUCCGAGUCCAAGCGGGCCAAGCGCAAGGUCACCAAGAUGAUCAUCAUCGUCACGGUGCUCUUCUGCAUCUGCUGGCUGCCGCACCACGUGGUCAUCCUGUGCUACCUGUACGGCGACUUCCCCUUCACCAAGACCACGUACGCCUUCCGGCUGCUCUCGCACUGCAUGGCGUACGCCAACUCCUGCCUCAACCCCAUCGUCUACGCGCUGGUCUCCAAGCACUUCCGCAAGGGCUUCAAGAAGGUGUUCAGCUGCAUCCUGAGCAAGAGCGGCCGCAACAAGGUGCACGUGGUGCACGUGGCCAACACCGUGCCGGGCUUCGAGGCCGCCUCCACCGAGGUGUCGCAGAUGCACGAGGAGAACGCUCGACCGGCCAACGAGCGCGAGAUGGAGAGCAGGCCACUGGCAUCAGGAUCAGCAGCACCUCCGGACGGAGCCGUGGCGGCCAUUUCGCUACCUUUUCAGAGUCAGCCUUGAGCACCCAGACGGAAGUGUGAUUUCCACUCUGAUGGAACGCCGUCACAGAAAAAGGGCAUGCACUGGAGCUGUAGGAGAUAAGUGGAUUCUGAGCUGUUCCAAGGACUUUGAUGCUCGACUGCCAGUGAAAGCAUCCAUAACUAAGGCAGUCACUGGGGUGUUGUUUCAAGCCUCUUGCCAGCCUACUUCACUUAAAAAAGAUACUGAAGGUUCAGUAUGGCUAAACCUGUUGGGUUCCAUUUGGACCUGGAGAUAAAUGGACCUUGUUUCACUGGUAAAUACAUGUGCCAAAAUUAACUUAAAAAUGAUUUUAGU